Candidozyma haemuli is the source of this 894-nucleotide messenger RNA. Its product is annotated as SERF-like protein -A. NCBI's taxonomy places the organism in Eukaryota, Fungi, Ascomycota, Pichiomycetes, Serinales, Metschnikowiaceae. Gene Ontology annotation, molecular function: hydrolase activity. The coding region runs from base 1 to 894 and encodes 297 amino acids. The transcript is spliced from 2 exons. The record is from RefSeq and is a predicted model, not a curated record.
AUGGCUAGAGGCAACCAGCGUGAUUUGGCUAGAGCCAAGAACCUCAAGAAGCAGCAAGAGCAUUCAAAGAGUCAAAAGAAAGAAGGUGACCCUAAAAAGAGAAUGGAGAGCGACGCCGAAAAGAUGAGAAAAAAACAAGCCGAAGGUAUGUGCCCUGACUAUGUGGUUCUUGACAAUCUAGCUAAAUUUCCAGGUGUCAUUGUCUACUCUGAAAUUUACCAGGUCACUGGUCCCGUAGCUAGAUUCGCUAAGGACAUUGCAGGUCAAGGCUUCAUAGCUAUCGCUCCAUCCAUCUACCACAAUUUCGAAUCCCAUGAGGCGUUGGCUUAUGACAAUGAAGGCACUGAUAAGGGCAAUCUGUAUAAGAUCGAGAAAGAGCUUUCUCUGUACGAUGAGGACAACAGGUUGGCCAUUGAGUACUUAGAACUGCUUCCUACCUUCAAUGGUAAAAUCGGUGCUACAGGAAUGUGCUUGGGAGGCCAUUUGGCUUUCAGGGCCGCCUUGGACCCAAGAGUGAGUGCAUCUUUCUGCUUCUUCGCCACGGACAUUCACAUCCAUGCCUUGGGUAAAGGUAAGAAUGAUGACUCCUUGAAGAGAUCGAAGGAGAUCAAGGGCGAGUUGGUGAUGGUUUUUGGAGACAAGGACAAUCAUGUACCUUUAGAAGGCAGAGACUUGAUUAGGCUGACCUUGCGUAGAAACCCUACCCAACUUACCUUUAUUGAGAUCAAUGAAGCUCAGCAUGCUUUUGUUAGGGACGAGAAUUCCAAAGACCGUUACGAUGCCGCCGUAACAGGGUUGUGCUUCCAAUGGUUACUCGAGUUAUUCAAUAGAAGGUUGAAAUUGGACUACGGAGAGCACGAUGGCAAGGAUGUUGUGAUCGAGGAUGUCUGCUAA